This is a messenger RNA of Durio zibethinus, 1059 nucleotides long. NCBI's taxonomy places the organism in Eukaryota, Viridiplantae, Streptophyta, Magnoliopsida, Malvales, Malvaceae. The record is from RefSeq and is a predicted model, not a curated record.
AUGGAUGAGCUCCUACUACAGCUAGCAUUAGGAGACUGCUCCUCCAGCUUCAACAUGGAGAAAGCAGUGUGCAAUCAUGGCUUGUUCAUGAUGUCUCCAAAUGUUUGGAUACCUUCCACCAAAUCCCUUUACCGUCCUCUUCGACUCGCAGACUCUUCCCACUCCCUUUCCGUCACCGUUUCACACCCUCCCAACCACCCUUUCCUUGUUAUAAAAGUCCAUGGCGUUCACUCUCUCCCCUCUGCUGAUGAAGCUGCUAUAUUGGAACAAGUUGCAAGAAUGCUGAGGAUUUCAAGCAAGGAUGAGAAAGACGUGAGGGAGUUCCAAACAUUGCAUGCUUCAGCAAAGGAGAAAGGUUUCGGUCGAAUUUUUCGGUCCCCUUCCUUCUUUGAAGAUGCUGUCAAGUCCAUCCUUCUCUGCAACUGCGGGUGGAAGAGGACAUUGGCCAUGGCUCAGGCUCUCUGCGAACUUCAAGCACAAAUGGCUAAUGCUCAGUUGCAACCCAUGGGUGUAAAAUCCAAUUCCAAUCGGAAAAUUUUUACCAAAAGAUUAAAGCAUAGCUCAAAUUCAGAGUCGUCAAGGAGCAAAUUCGAUCAAUCUAGAGGGAAUUUUCCAACCUCAACAGAACUAGCUUACCUUGAUGAGAAGUAUCUAAACAAACGCUGCAAUCUUGGGUAUAGAGCUCAGUCUAUUCUUCAACUUGCUAGAAAGAUUGAGAACGGGGAAAUUGAAGAAUCUUGUGAUAUAACAUCUCACGACAAAUUGUAUCAAAAGUUGAUGAAAGUUGAAGGCUUUGGCCCCUUUGUCUGUUCCAAUAUAAUGAUGUGUGUUGGAUCAUAUAAAAGGAUUCCAUCAGAUAGUGAAACGAUCAGACACUUGAAAGAGGUACAUGGCAAAGGAAAAUGCUCUAAAAGGACAAUUCAAAAAGAUGUUGAAGAAAUUUACAGCAAGCUGGAACUUGUGGAGGAGUACGAAAAGAAAUUUGGGGUACUGAGUGAGUUGGAUAGUGCCAGCUAUCAUCUUGUUACUGGAAGCCAGCAAUCAGCGCUUAGGGAGUAA